ACCACGACUUAAUUAGCCUCUCCGCUCUACACUCUCUUCUGAGCUGAACAUUGAAGCAUAGUGCAGUGCAAUACUCUCUUACUGGCAUCGAUCUCUGACAGUAACAGAUGAGACGUUGCAGUUCCACCUACUUGUCACUGGCUGCAGCCGCGGUCUUGCUUCUCCUACUGACGGCGGCCAUGGAGGCUGAAGGCAUCCGGCUAGACGCCGAGACCCGGGCUUCAGUCGGCAGUAGCAGCAGCAACCCAGUGCACAAUAAACCAAGCGAUGAUUUGGUCAAGGGUUCUGCCACUGGCUCGGUUAGCGAGAGCGAGGCGACGAGAAGCGCCGGUGCGGCGAAAGAAGUUAGGGCAGGGGCGCAUGGGUUGCCUGAGUUCCAUGAAGACUACUACGUUCGAACUGUUCAUGGUUCUAGGCACCACUGAGCAAAGAGUCAAAAACUAAACAGCCAGCUAGUUAGUUAGUCAGUCGCAGCGCCUGCAGACUGCCAUUCAUUCAUAGUUGCUGAAGUUUUCAUGUAAGCUUAGAUAGUGAGCACAUGCAUGGUGGUGUGGUAGGACAUCAACUGCGAAGCUAGCUUGUUAGCUCCACUUCUGCAUCUCUACAGACAGCAACGAUUAGCAGGAGAAGGAACAAUUUUGAUGUACUGACCUCUUGUCAAAGGAAACAACUGAAGUUCAGAGUUCAGUAAUCUGGCAAGAACGACCAUGCACCUACACAGACGACAGAGCAGCUAGUACUUGUCAGUUUACUACUGGUAAUCGUGUAGUGUGUUACGUAGGAGAGUACCACUGUACCACUAGACGCAGCCGGCGAUUAGUUUGUGGACAUUAUUCUGAGUUACUAGCCAGUACCAACUCCAACAUUGCCGGAUAUGCUGCAGUGUUGUUUGCUGAGUGCAGUACUACUAGUCUACUGCUACCAUAUAUCCCGGCCGGACGGCGCACUGAAGUAUUCUAU
Molecule: messenger RNA, 960 nt
Organism: Hordeum vulgare subsp. vulgare (domesticated barley)
Lineage: Eukaryota; Viridiplantae; Streptophyta; Magnoliopsida; Poales; Poaceae
Exons: 2
Coding region: 108-425 (105 amino acids)
Source: RefSeq, a predicted model, not a curated record